Molecule: messenger RNA, 2477 nt
Organism: Branchiostoma belcheri (Belcher's lancelet)
Lineage: Eukaryota; Metazoa; Chordata; Leptocardii; Amphioxiformes; Branchiostomatidae
Product: transforming growth factor beta regulator 1-like
Exons: 3
Coding region: 7-1935 (642 amino acids)
Biological process (GO): regulation of cell cycle
Cellular component (GO): nucleus
Source: RefSeq, a predicted model, not a curated record
CCCAACAUGGCGUCCCGUCAAAGCCAUCGGUCCAGUAGCCUGCUCCGGCGGGGCAUCCCUCCUCCCCUGUCCCUACAGGCGCAGCCCGACACCGAGGGGCUACAGAACCCGGCGGCGGGGAUAGACUCGCCGAACCUGGGCAGCUCGGCGAUGCUGCACGACCAGAGGAAGAGCGCCAUGCUGUCCGACGCGGCGCGGGAGUUCUCCUCAGGUGACCCCGAGGGGCAUGCUCUGUCCCCGAUAGACCUCGCCUCGCACAGCCUCCCCCAGUUUUCACCCACCAUGGAGCACUCCAUGGACAUGGGGCAGACAUCGCUGUUCCCAUCGCUGGACAGUGUGACAAGAUUCGUCGGUUUGGAGCAGAUGGAGGGACAGGGCGCAACCGAGGAGCCAGAAAAAAUGGCGUCUUCCUGGUCAUCAGAACCAGAGAACCUGCACCAACCUCCCGCCCCAGAAAAAGUUCCAGAAGUGAAACCUACCGCAAAGUCAUCCCCGCGACACCCUGCGAAGAAGAAGCAGGCAGAAAGAGUGAGAACGCCAGCAAAGGAGGUCGUUAAGGUGAAAACAGAGCCAGUAAACGAUCCGUACGCCUUCGAAGACGAACCUACACCAGUGGAAAGCUUCAGCCCUAAAGCUACUGCCAUGGCUCCUCCCAGCACAACUGCCCUCCCUCCCGCUAUACCCUACCCAUUCUCGGCGAUGCUACAGAGCCACGAUCCACACCACUUCCCGCAACCGAUGCCUUCUUCUGGACCGGUGGCUGCGAAGAAGAAAAAGAAGAGCAGCAGCGGUGGCACCAAGCACACGCAACAGUACGACAACGAGAAAUACAGGAGGAAGUACCAGCUACUGAAGAGAACCGUGAAAAAUAUGGUGUUCGAGAAUGCAGCGCUUUGUGACGAAGUCUCACACAUGGAUGAACGCAUUGCCAAGGCGAAGGAGGACAGGAAAGCUUUGCUGAAGAGGUUGUUUCAGCAUCAAGCGUUGAACGAAGUGGCCCAAAUCUCCAUGGUGUCCCCACAACACCCCCUGCCAGGUCAUUCCAGCGUUCCCUCGCUCGGUAAACCUGCUACGCUAGACAUGGUCACACCGAACCCAGCCAAGGUAGCAGCUAGUAGCACUGGCAAAGGGAAGGGAAAGGAUACCGGCAAGGCAGCAAAAGGGAAAGAGAAAGACUCCACAAAACCAUCCACAAGCAGUAGUGCCAAGAAAAAGAAGGACUCGGGUAAAAAAUUUGUGCGUCCGAUUCCCCUAGACCCAACAGGAAGGCCGAUCUUUCCCGUCACCCUCGGUGAACUUACUGUGUACAGUUUGGGGGAUGUAGUUGUAGACAGAGCAGAGUUUCACAAUGAGAAGUUCAUCUGGCCUGUCGGAUUUUGCAGUACCCGUGUGUUUGCCAGCACCAGGAACCCUCACCAGAGGUGUCUGUACACGUGCAAGAUUUCCGACGGCGGUGGUGGACCGAAAUUCGAGAUAUCGCCCGAGGACGACCCUGAGUUAACCAUCGUAGGUUCUUCCGCGGAUGAGUGCCACAAACAACUUCUAAACGCUCUCACAGAUAUCCUCGGGAAGGAUCCUUUUGGCAAAGACGACAUUUGCGGGUCGGAUUUCUUCGGUUUCUCCAACCCAACCAUACAGAACUUGAUACAGAGCUGCCCGGGUGCGCGGAAGUGCACGAAGUACAAGUGGGUGAAGUUUGACGCCUGUCGAUCGAGUAAGACAGACACAGAUGCGGAAGAAGAGGAUCUAACGCUAAGUUUCACUGCUUUACAGAAGGCUUGGGGUCUGAGGGGGGAUGAGCAGUCUCCUGCAAGAGGCCAUGGCACAAUGGACCCUAACACAAGCCUGAGAUCUCUGUUAACCUCAAAUGUGCCUCUAGUGACUAUGGGGAUAGCUGGGGGAAUGCCUAGUAUGUCUGGUCAUGAUGGCAUGUAGACUUAAAAAGCUGUACUUGAAAUUGUACUAGCAGUAUAUUGUGUAUAUUCUUGAUGUGACUUGCCAAAUCGAAACCUAAUCCAAAUUGGGGUUGCUAAUUAUUGUACAGAAUCAGUGAUACCAUAUUAUAUCUACUCAAUUCCUUGUAAAGGCAUAAUGAUAUUGGUAUAUCAAACAUUAUAGUGUAAUGUUAUAUUUAUGAAAUCUGAAGAGAAGACCUACUGUAUACUGUAUAUCAGAUUCAGUGGUGCUUAGCAGCAGUUACCCCAAUGGGCUUGAAUGUACAAUAAAGGUUGGAUUUUCUCUAAGCUAUUACGUGUAUUUGAAUGAAUGUGUUGUUUGUGUUAGCAUGUGAUGCUUUCUCUGUUGUUCAUCCAUCCCAUAUCAAAAGACACUCACACAUAAGCAUAUUAAUUUUGCAGAAUCCACCAAACUUCUUCCAGGUGUGAUGACCAAGGCUGGUCGAGAAUAAUAUGGUCUUGUGUCAGCCAUGAUGGCAGAAUGUAAUGAAACACACUGCACAUGGUUUUCACUUUCAAGUA